GGCAGUUUGUCUCCAUUCUGCUGCUCUCCAUCCGGUUCUCCUUCAGCAGAGAUGAUGUCCCGCUGGUUUCUUCUGGUGGCUCUUGCCUGCAGUCUGGUUGGGGCUCAGAACCCUGCAGAUGUUAUUCUGCGCCAGCUGAUUUCCAGAGUGGAGCAGCUAGAGAGGGAAAGCGAAAACACGGCGAGUUCCCAGGUGGCGUUCACAGUGGCUCUUUUAGAGGAGAAUUCAUGGACCAGCGUGGGACCUUUUGACGCUGACCAAACCCUGGUUUACAAGAAGGUGUUAACCAAUGUUGGAAAUGCAUACGACACAGAGACAGGUGUUUUCACGGCUCCAGUAAAGGGACUCUACUACUUCCGUAUCACUGGGAUCGUCGGAAGAACUGGGAAACUGAACGCUGGUCUGAAGAAAAAUGGGGAGGACAUCUUUGAGAUCUACCACAAAGCUGGCACACAGGCCAGCGCCUCCAACGGGGCGGCUGUGGAACUGGAGCAGGGAGACAAAGUUUAUGUCCAGCUGAUGCAGGGCAAUACCAUCGUGGAUCAGAGUCGGCUCAGCACCUUCACUGGUUUCCUUGUUUUCCCCAUGGAAUCUCCCUGAAAUACCUCAGUGAGAUGGCAGGGAAAGGUGUUGUGACAUUUAGAAUUAAAGUAAUUAAUUACAGUAUAAGAAAACCAAAACCCAAAUAAAGAUUGUUUAAAAUUCU
Messenger RNA from Oryzias melastigma (Indian medaka), 706 nucleotides. Its product is annotated as cerebellin-1. Gene Ontology annotation, molecular function: protein binding. NCBI's taxonomy places the organism in Eukaryota, Metazoa, Chordata, Actinopteri, Beloniformes, Adrianichthyidae. The transcript is spliced from 3 exons. The annotation marks the transcript as partial. The record is from RefSeq and is a predicted model, not a curated record.